Molecule: messenger RNA, 1931 nt
Organism: Amorphotheca resinae ATCC 22711
Lineage: Eukaryota; Fungi; Ascomycota; Leotiomycetes; Helotiales; Amorphothecaceae
Exons: 4
Coding region: 321-1838 (505 amino acids)
Molecular function (GO): acyltransferase activity, transferring groups other than amino-acyl groups
Source: RefSeq, a predicted model, not a curated record
UCCCCGCCCAAAGUGCCGCUCCUGCGUACAAGGCUCUCCGUACCUGCUUACAGCUGCAUGACCGCAUUGCUCCCUAGAGGAGCCAUCAGUUGUGCGGACGUAGGCAGAGGAUUUCCCUUGUAUAAGGUAGCCCACGGUUUACCACGGUACAACGUACUAGAAGCGUUCCUGGGGCCCAUCCUGACCCACACACGUGGCUAGGAUAGUUCCCGAAAAUGCUACCACGUCUAGAAUCUUAUAGAUACUGCACAGGAUUCCGCACACUAAUAAAUCUUGGCAUUUGACUGGAAUUGGCGUCUUGAGUCUCCUCAGAUUCGGACAUGUCUUCUCACAUGGGUGGGUCGACGAACACAAGGGAAGACAAAGAUGCAAUGGACAUUGAUCUGGAGCCUAGGGCCGGCCCGUUGACAACAGGUUCUGGAUUCUCCAUCAAUGGAAAGAACGGUAGCUUAGCUACGUUGCUCAGGGAUUCGGCAAACUGGUUGUCAAUCAUCAGGAGCCUUAGAGAGACGGAUGUCAUGAUACUUCUCACUCCCGUGGUGGAUCCUAACAGUGAAGGCGCAGCAGAUACCAGCGACCCUUUCGAGCCCCUUGGUCGCUCAUUGGCAAGGAGACAUGCUAGGGUUCGACAUGUUCCUUAUACUCAAAGGUAUGGAAUCACAUCAACCCACCUCGGGUUCAUAAAACGAGGACACGUCAUUAUUCUAUGUUUUGCACCCCGACCUGGCCAGCAGAUUCCUCUCGAAGUCGCAGACAUCGUUUUUGCUGUCAGUGACAACAAGCCAUGCGUCAUUGUGGUGUGCUGUGGUCCAGGAAGCAGCCAGCAACCCCUCCAGUUCCCAACUAUCAUUCAGACUGCUGGAUCCUCGCCGCCAGCAUUGGAAGCUACCGCAGCGUUAAUCUUUGGAGAACAGCCCAUGUCGGUACCUCCAACUAGUGGACUACCGGCCCCAACGAGAACAAGUACGUCUCGGCCUAGACCGUGGCCGGUUGAGCAAUGGAACGAGGCAAGAGACAUGUCCAGUGUCUUGAAUCUAUGGACUCAGAACAUCAGUGGUCGCUUCUCUAUUGAUCACCAGACGUUUGCUUCGCUUCUGCGACGCCCGGGUUACGCCAAACACUACGUUGUUCGAGAUCCUAGAAGUGAAGAGAUCCUAGGUUUUUGUGCCACGUAUCUCUCAUACGUUGAUCAAGAAGGAAAGGGACUCCUUGCUUCCUUAGCACUCCUUCUUGUCCGGCCCGAGAACCGGAAUCAGGGCGUCGGUCUAAGCCUAUACAACCAUGCUAUUGACCAGCUUGGGAGAACGCGCGGUGUCGUACGUUUACAGCUUGGAAGUACCUUUCCUCGGAUACUUUACGGACCUCUCCUCAGCAUGCCGCUUGACGAAGAAUGGUUCCGGCGGAGAGGUUGGCAGCUGGAUAAGAAGAUACCUGGACAGGGGCAAGUGGUACACGACAUAAUUCUCGACUUUGCAGAUUGGCAGGUCGAAUUGUCGCCCUCCCUCCCACAGUUCCGAUUAUGCACGCAAGAGGAUAUGGUCAGGGUUCUCGCUGUGGUUGAGGAGGCUUCCGCGAGGCAGGGAAAGAUAGGGUGGUUUGACCAGUACUCCUCCCUGAUGAAUGGACCCAACGUCAAGGACAUUGUGUUAGGCAUUGAGAACAAUGCUAUAAUUGCAGCAGCCCUCACCUAUACACCCUCAUGUGGCAGUCACAUCGCUUCCAAUCUACCCUGGGCCAGUCGGAUCGGGCACGAUGUAGGAGGAGUCACCUGCAUUUGCAUCUCUCGUGAGUGUCUCUCCUUUGGAGCCCUGAUGCUAGGCGGACUAGGUUCCCCCUAGCACAGAGGCAGCUCUGUCCUGCUCAGCUAGAAUUUUCACGUUCCACUCAAAGCUGAAGACUUCUCUCUUGGCCGAUCUUUAUGAGUCGCAUUA